Messenger RNA from Hippopotamus amphibius kiboko, 1927 nucleotides. RefSeq names its product RUNX family transcription factor 2 (gene RUNX2). Gene Ontology annotation, cellular component: nucleus. The transcript has 7 exons. Bases 126 to 1643 code for a protein of 505 amino acids. The record is from RefSeq and is a predicted model, not a curated record. Gene Ontology annotation, molecular function: DNA-binding transcription factor activity, RNA polymerase II-specific; RNA polymerase II cis-regulatory region sequence-specific DNA binding; ATP binding. NCBI's taxonomy places the organism in Eukaryota, Metazoa, Chordata, Mammalia, Artiodactyla, Hippopotamidae. Gene Ontology annotation, biological process: regulation of cell differentiation; neuron differentiation; hemopoiesis.
AGCCCCAUCACCUCCAGCCCCUUUCCCCCGUCUCGCCUCCACCCCCCCCAGUUUCCUCCUCCUCGCCCCUCAUUUCCACCCUCCUCCCCCUCCCCCGGCCACUUCGCUAACUUGUGGCUGUUGUGAUGCGUAUUCCCGUAGAUCCGAGCACCAGCCGGCGCUUCAGCCCCCCCUCCAGCAGCCUGCAGCCCGGCAAGAUGAGCGACGUGAGCCCGGUGGUGGCUGCGCAACAGCAGCAGCAGCAGCAGCAGCAGCAACAGCAGCAGCAGCAGCAACAGCAGCAGCAGCAGCAGCAGGAGGCGGCGGCGGCGGCAGCGGCGGCGGCGGCGGCAGCGGCGGCCGCUGUGCCCCGGUUGCGGCCGCCGCACGACAACCGCACCAUGGUGGAGAUCAUCGCUGACCACCCGGCCGAGCUCGUCCGCACCGACAGCCCGAACUUCCUGUGCUCCGUGCUGCCCUCGCACUGGCGUUGCAACAAGACCCUGCCCGUGGCCUUCAAGGUGGUAGCCCUUGGAGAGGUACCAGAUGGGACUGUGGUUACUGUCAUGGCAGGCAACGAUGAAAAUUAUUCUGCGGAGCUCCGGAAUGCCUCUGCUGUUAUGAAAAACCAAGUAGCAAGGUUCAAUGAUCUGAGAUUUGUGGGCCGGAGUGGACGAGGCAAGAGUUUCACCUUGACCAUAACUGUCUUCACAAAUCCUCCCCAAGUAGCCACCUAUCACAGAGCUAUUAAAGUUACAGUGGAUGGACCCCGGGAACCGAGAAGGCACAGACAGAAGCUUGAUGACUCUAAACCUAGUUUGUUCUCUGACCGCCUCAGUGAUUUAGGGCGCAUUCCUCAUCCCAGUAUGAGAGUAGGUGUCCCGCCUCAGAACCCACGGCCCUCCCUGAACUCUGCACCAAGUCCUUUUAAUCCACAAGGACAGAGUCAGAUUACAGACCCCAGGCAGGCGCAGUCUUCCCCACCAUGGUCCUAUGACCAGUCCUACCCCUCGUACCUGAGCCAGAUGACGCCCCCGUCCAUCCACUCCACCACCCCGCUGUCCUCCACACGGGGCACCGGGCUGCCCGCCAUCACCGAUGUGCCCAGGCGCAUUUCAGAUGAUGACACUGCCACCUCUGACUUCUGCCUCUGGCCUUCCACUCUCAGUAAGAAGAGCCAGGCAGGUGCUUCAGAACUGGGCCCUUUUUCAGACCCCAGGCAGUUCUCAAGCAUUUCAUCCCUCACUGAGAGCCGCUUCUCCAACCCACGAAUGCACUAUCCAGCCACCUUUACUUACACCCCGCCAGUCACCUCAGGCAUGUCCCUCGGUAUGUCCGCCACCACCCACUACCACACCUACCUGCCACCACCCUACCCCGGCUCCUCCCAAAGCCAGAGCGGACCCUUCCAGACCAGCAGCACUCCAUAUCUCUACUAUGGCACCUCGUCAGGAUCCUAUCAGUUCCCCAUGGUGCCCGGGGGAGACCGGUCUCCUUCCAGGAUGCUACCGCCGUGCACCACCACCUCCAACGGCAGCACGCUCUUAAACCCAAAUCUGCCUAACCAGAACGAUGGCGUUGACGCCGAUGGAAGCCACAGCAGUUCCCCCACCGUUUUGAAUUCUAGUGGCAGAAUGGAUGAAUCUGUUUGGCGACCCUAUUGAAACUUCCUCAGCAGUGGCCCAGCGGUCUCUGGGAGCCACGUCCCAAAUGUAUCGACAUAUACAUAUAUAGAGAGUGCGUAUAUAUGUAUAUCAACUAGCUUAUCUACAAAGUGCCUGAUUUUUAGAAGGUUUUUUUUUUUUUUUUUUUCCCCUGGCAUUCACUCACUCCAUCAUGAUCUUGCAACCCUAAGAGGGUAGAUCUUGAGAAGCAAAAGGCCCAAGAGGGACAAUCCUAAUCAGAUUUCAGAUGGUUCUCUAUUUAAACGUGUACCUUUGCGAACAAA